Messenger RNA from Paralichthys olivaceus (Japanese flounder), 3330 nucleotides. The record is from RefSeq and is a predicted model, not a curated record. Lineage: Eukaryota; Metazoa; Chordata; Actinopteri; Pleuronectiformes; Paralichthyidae.
AGAGUAAGCUACGUGUGCAAAAGACCAAUCAGUCUCAGGUGUAUCCCGAGGACAGCCGUGUCAGGAUCAAUUGCACCAUCACCGCCCAGACCAGCCAGGAAUCCCAACAUGCUGUACUGUGGUACGUGAGACGAGCGACGGGGUCAGAGGCCGAUGAGCUCCUGCUGAGAAUCGAACGCUCCGGGGCCUUCGAGUACGGCGCCUACGCAGAUGAGGAGAGGCUGCGACGCCGGGUGCAGGCCGAGAGGCUGUCGCCCCGCUCCUACGUGCUGACGCUGAACAGGGCCGAGAGCAGCGAUUCCGGGACGUACUACUGCCUGGUGGAGGAGUGGCUGAGUGACCCAGAUGGAGCCUGGUAUCGACUGUCCCGGGAGUCCUCAGGGUUCACACAGGUUCUGGUCAGACAGCCAGAAGUUCGACUGCAGGUCGAGGAGCUGGAGUCAAACGUGACAGUGGAAGAGUCCGAUUCAAUCCGACUUGACUGCAGCAUUCCCUCCCAGUCGUCUCGAGACUCCCGCUUCUCAGUGUCCUGGUACGUGGAGCACUCCGAGGACGAGGAUAGCGACGAACAGCCGAGCGAGGACGAUAGGCAGCAGGAGUGCGUGUUCUCGAUCGGACACGAUGCCGUUUUUGGAAACGGAAACUGCAGCCCCAGAGAAGAGGCGGGGCCUACCUCCCGUCUGCAAUUUGAGAGGAAGGCGUCCGACCAGUACAGCCUGACCAUUCAGGGGGCCCGGGCGUCAGACGCAGGGCGAUACUACUGCCACGUGGAGGAGUGGCUGCUCAACCCUCGCAAUGCGUGGUACCGCCUGGCCACCAACAACUCUGGGUUCACUAUUGUUAAUGUGCUGCAACAAGUGUCCACCCUGCGGUCGGUGGUGUGCUCCAACGAGUCCCUCUUCUACUUCGUCUUCUUUUACCCCUUCCCCAUCUUCGGAAUCCUCCUCAUCUCCCUCCUGCUCGUGCGCUACAAGGGCCGCAGCAACAGCAAGAGCCAGGAGGGCAAAAACGGCGCCCCGCUCCUGUGGAUUAAAGAACCUCACCUGAGUUACUCGCCUACCUGUUUGGACCCUCCUGCGCUCAGCCUGCACCCCGGCUCUGUUGACUAAGCGAAGGUCCCCGCCCCCCUUCCUGUCCCGCUCUCGCUGCGGAUCCAGCCAACACAAUGCCAGGGAGCAGAUGUGGACUCCACCUUCAGACCUUACUGUCGUUCACUGCUGUGUUGAAUUAGUCAAUCAGUUGAUCAGUUUUAAGAUUCCUACCCUGAUUGCUGCCUGUUUUAUGUUAACAACUGUGUGUGUGUGUGUGUGUAUGUGUGUGUGGAUGAGAAUGUGUGUGCCAUGUUAGCACAAUUAAGUGUUUGAGUGCAAACUGAAGGAUGAGAGAGUAUCACAAGUCUCUCUCUCUCUGUUUUUUUGUUUUCUGCGAAACCUAAUCUCAUAGCUGCAUUUUGAGUUUUUUAUUAUUCUGAAUAUGUGUCUAUUUUUCAAGAAGAGAAGAAAACUGCGCACAUGAGAUCACUGGCCAAUCUGGGAAGAAGAUUUAAGAGAGGGAACUCUAUAAUGGACUCUGGCACUGAGCGGAUGCCAAAAAAAAAAAAAAAAACACAAACAUCUCCGCACUGAUCCAAGAGCAGCCACAGCCUGGCCCACUAUGUUGGUUGCCAUAGUGAUGCUCUGCGCCCACUGACUUCGUAGCCGAUGACUUGGUUUCCAGCCUGCAUAGAGACAAAGGCAAGGACACACAAGUCUGUGUCCUAAGUGAGGAUGUGUGUAUGUGUGUUGGCCCACCUGCCUCCACAAUGAAUUUGCCUUGGCAGACAGAAACAGGUCCUGGUGCGCCACUUAAACACUGCCAGACACUCUGGCCUUAGCGAGAGACUGCUCCGCUCUUCUCCUCCAUCCUCCUCCUCUCCCAAAAGUGACAGCGAGGGAAAGCUAGGGAGGUCAGAACGGAUGGAGAAUAAAUGAACAGCUCUCUCCUGCUGAGGAUAUAUGUACUUCAACACAUGGGAUUUUUUUUUUUUCAGCCUCCUUAUUUCCAAUGCUGUUCUCCGCAGCCAGUAUUUGAAGUUUUAAAGAAAGGGGAGGACGCUGAUUGGUUCCGAGGCAGAUCGAGAACAUGUCUGCUUACCUCCUGCUGUGGGUUUAUCGAGCCUUGUUGGCAAAAGGGCAAUUUCUACACCCUUGUUGAAUCAGAUGAAUUGUCCUUCUUAAAUUGCACAGUGGGGGUUGCUGACUGAAAUUGAAUUCUUGCACUUUUCUUUAAGUUGCCCAGUAUAACCACUCUGUUGUCCUGUUUUUAAAAGAUGCCACAAGCUCAACUAAUGCAUAUUUAAGUUAAAAAACUAGACCUGGUCUGUUAAGAGCCACACGUCAGAUUACUAAUGUGUAGAUGUGUAGUCACAUACAGUAACACUCUAAAAUGUAUUCUGCACAUUAUAAGAAAACCUAGAUUUUUUUUGUGUUUCUUUUAAAGAUUUUUCUAUUUAUUGUUUUAUACUACUUUGCAUAGCUUUGUAAGAUUUUCUUUUUUGUUUUUUGUGCUUUGAAAUUCUCUAAAACCUGUGCUGCUUGCGUUGCCAGGCAACUGCACCCAAGCAGAUUAUGUCAAUAGCCUGUGUGUUGGCAACGUGGUAGAUGUAGAAAUGCUAGACUCGUCCUGCGCAUUGCAGUCUGUAGCAUUUCACACCAGAUUGUCAAGUUUGGUCAGUGUCACAACACUGUAUAUCUAUAUCUAUUAUGGAAGUUACUGUGGCUUUUACAUGUAUAGUAGUCAAACAGACAAGUCACAGAAAUUGAUCCACUUAAUGCUUCUUCGCUCGCGUUGCGUUUAUUUAGUGAAAUGUGAUGUAACACCUUGGUAGGAUGUUUGAUCAAAGUCAGCUGAAAAUGAACUACUGCGACAUCGUCUUCUACUUGUGGAUUCUCGCUGAGGGUUUAUCUCUUCAGUUCCCCCCUGACGAAAAGGCAGAAGGGUUGAAAAUAGCUUUUCCGCUGGAACUGAACAGCCGGGGAGACACGAGAAAUCCUCCUGCCUGACCCGGGCCCUAACCCUCUCACUGCCAGACUGGACCCGAAAAUGAAAAACUCUCGAAAAACUUGACAUCGUUGUCUCAAGUGUGUCAACAUGUAUAUUGCAUGAGUAUUGCAGGAGGAAUUUUGAUGUUUUGUAAACUUUGAAAUCUUUGAGCAUUGUGUUUGUGUGACAGAGCAGUGCCCAAUCCCCCCCCCCCCCCCCCGACCCCGACUUCCUGAGCCAACACAAAGCCCAACCCCCUCAUCAUUAUUAUUCAACUGCCAAUCGAACAUAUAAAGUAAUCUAUCUGGA